Messenger RNA from Lycium ferocissimum, 1916 nucleotides. Its product is annotated as 3-epi-6-deoxocathasterone 23-monooxygenase CYP90C1-like. The transcript has 9 exons. The coding region runs from base 375 to 1877 and encodes 500 amino acids. Gene Ontology annotation, molecular function: iron ion binding; oxidoreductase activity, acting on paired donors, with incorporation or reduction of molecular oxygen, NAD(P)H as one donor, and incorporation of one atom of oxygen; heme binding. The record is from RefSeq and is a predicted model, not a curated record. Gene Ontology annotation, biological process: multicellular organism development; brassinosteroid biosynthetic process; sterol metabolic process. NCBI's taxonomy places the organism in Eukaryota, Viridiplantae, Streptophyta, Magnoliopsida, Solanales, Solanaceae.
AAAAUUUAGUAAUUUGUUGUCGUUUGUAUAUAUCGAAAAGUAAGGAAUGAAGACAAAAGGAAAACUGCUGGACCUUAUACAGUAGCCUUCCCAUUCUCAUUAUUUAUGGUAAUAACUUCAAUACAAACACAUCAGUUUCAUCUCUGUGUUAUCCCAAACGAAGAUCCUCUGAUUUUUAGUAUUUUCUUUUUAAAAAUCUGCUGUUCAUAAACUCAUCUCUCUUCCACCCUCCAAAAAACCCAUCACCUCUCCUUCUCUCGGUAUAUAUAUGCAAGCAAAACUUUGUAACUAAUCUGAGGACUACUCGAUCAAUUUUUUGUUUAACUCAAACACACAAAGAUUGUUCCUCUUUUUUUCCCUCUGUUGUUGUGAAAAUGGAAGUUCAAAUAACAGGGGAAGCAGAAAGUUGGAUUUGGAUAUGUAUAGCAACAGGGGUAACAGUUGGAUGGUUAAUUUAUAAGAUGAGAAAAAAGCAAAAGGAAGAGGAAGAAAGGGAGAAUGGAGUUCCAAGAGGAAGUUCUGGUUGGCCUCUAAUUGGAGAAACUCUGGAUUUCAUUGCUUGUGGUUACACUUCUCGACCUGUCACUUUCAUGGAGAAACGCAAGUCUCUGUACGGAAAAGUAUUCAAAAGUAAUAUACUAGGAAAAGGAAUAAUAGUAUCAACGGAUGCAGAGGUGAACAAGGUGGUUCUACAGAACAACGGGGAUGUAUUUAUACCAUGUUAUCCUAAAUCAAUAACAGAAUUGUUUGGGAAGAAUUCAAUAUUGCAAACGAAUGGACCGGUACAUAGGAGAGUGCACGGACAAAUUGGGAGCUUCUUAAAAUCACCACAACUCAAGGCCCGUAUUACACGAGACAUCGAAGCCUCCGUCCGCCAUUUUUUGUCAACAUGGCUAGAAAAACAACACUGUGUCUACGUCCAAGAUGAAGCCAAAAAGAUUGCAUUUGAGGUACUAGUGAAGCUGGUACUAAGCGUAGGCCCUGGGGAAGAAUUGGACUUGCUCAAGAAAGAAUUUGAAGAAUUCACCAAAGGCUUGAUUUGUUUGCCCAUUAAAUUUCCCGGAACCACACUCUACAAAUCUUUAAAGGCUAAAGAAAGGUUAUCAAGAAUGGUAGGGAAGAUGGUAGAGGAGAGAAAAUUGAGCAUAGAGAAAAAGGAAGAGAAGGGGUUACCAAAUGAUGCAAUUGACGUGCUCUUAGGGAAUGCUGAUGGGGCAAAGCAACCUCUGCCGUCCGAUUUCAUCAGUAGCAACUUGAUAGAGAUGAUGAUUCCCGGGGAAGAGACCGUGCCAACGGCGAUCACAUUAGCUGUCAAAUUUCUAAGUGACAACCCCGUCGCUCUAUCUCGCUUGCUGGAGGAGAAUUUGGAAUUGAAGCAGCAGAAGAUAAGUUGUUGUGAGGAUUAUAGUUGGACAGAUUAUAUGUCAUUGCCCUUCACUCAGAAUGUUAUCAGUGAAACCUUGAGAUUGGGAAAUAUCAUUAAUGCAGUAUGGAGAAAAGCUCUCAAAGAUGUCAAAAUCAAAGGGCAUUUGAUACCAAAAGGAUGGUGUGUUUUGGCAUCCUUCACUUCAGUUCACAUGGAUGAAGAAAAUUAUGAAAAUCCAUACAAUUUUGAUCUCUCCAGAUGGCAGAAAGCUGGAGUUGCUGUGACCAGCAGCACAUUUACACCAUUUGGUGGAGGACAGAGGCUGUGUCCUGGUUUAGAACUUUCCAGGCUUGAAAUGUCCAUUUUCCUCCACCAUCUCGUCACCACCUACAGAUGGGUGGCAGAGAAGGAUGAGAUUGUCUAUUUCCCAACAGUGAAGAUGAAGAACAAGCUGCCUAUCAACGUCAUGCCCUUUGAGCAAAACCCACUAAUUCAAACCAAACGAAACUAACUUGUUCUUUAUUAUUUUACCCUUAAUUUUCUCCAACAU